Molecule: messenger RNA, 2791 nt
Organism: Pristis pectinata (smalltooth sawfish)
Lineage: Eukaryota; Metazoa; Chordata; Chondrichthyes; Rhinopristiformes; Pristidae
Product: P2Y purinoceptor 8-like
Exons: 4
Coding region: 451-1440 (329 amino acids)
Biological process (GO): phospholipase C-activating G protein-coupled receptor signaling pathway; positive regulation of Rho protein signal transduction
Cellular component (GO): membrane
Molecular function (GO): G protein-coupled receptor activity
Source: RefSeq, a predicted model, not a curated record
GUGACAUUGCAUCCACACAUUAAUCCACAUCUAGAAGUGGCUCAGAGCAAGAAAGAAAAGACUACGAUGGAAUUAAGUUGGCGUUCAAAAUAAAAGCAAGUCGAUUCAUGAAGAUUAUUCAACAAUGCAAACCCAGCGCGACCAGACUUGUUAAUGUUGGUUUGGGUCACAUUUUGCUGGAGCAAAAAACGAGCUGCUGGAGGGUCAGGCAGCAUCUGUGGAGGGAAAUGGACAGUCGAUGUUUCCGGUCGAGACCCUUCAUCUGGACUGAAAGAUAGAGGGGAGAUAGUCUAUAAAGAGGGAAAGAUAAGGUGGAUGGUCAAAAUCUGUUCCGCAUGGUAAGGUUGUCAUAAACAAGAGAACACCGGUUAAAGGAAGGAGUUUUAAAGGGAUCUAAGGGGUUUUUGGCUCUUAUUUCUUGCUGGUAACUUUCUCUGGUCCUGCAAAAUCAUGAAUGGAAGUACAAUUGAGAACAGCACAUUAGAGAUGCUCACCAACUCUAUGCUGCAUCACACCUUGCCCACCAUCUACCUGGUCAUUUUCAUCAUCAGCACUCCUCUCAACGCACUCUCCCUCUGGCUGCUUUGCUGCCGCAUGUGGCCCAAGACCCCGACCAUGAUAUUCUCCAUCAACCUGGCCAUCACAGAUCUCCUGUACAGCUUGACGCUGCCCUUCCAGAUCAUAUACCAUUGGAACUGGAACAACUGGCUUGUUGGCGAGCCGCUGUGCCGUCUGGUGACCAUUCUCUUCUACGGGAACAUGCACUGUUCCAUCCUGACUGUCAUGUUGAUAAGCGUGGAGCGUUACCUUGGCAUCGUCCACCCUCUGCGUACCUCUGAGUUCCGCACCAUUAAAGCUGCUGUCUUCCUCUGCAUCAUCAUCUGGUUUUUUGUCUUGUCGGUCCACUCGCCGCUGAUGUACACCGAGCUAACCUACGAAGUCACGGUUCUGAAGAUCACAACCUGCUUCGAUAUUAUACGUCGUAACAUGUUCCCAGCCCUGUUUUACUUUUACCUGUACUACUCCAUUCAAAUCUUUCUCUUUUUCCUAUUCCCUUUUAUCGUCAUGGUGGUGUGCUACUCUAAAAUAAUCAGGACUCUAUUGAAGACCCCGGUGAUGGAAAUGAGAGAGUCAAGGAAACAGAUUGUUUAUUUGACUAUUAUGGUGCUGUUGGUCUUUACUAUCUGCUACCUGCCCACGCAGAUUAUUAUGAUCAUACAUUUUGUGCGGUCAAGCCAGAAGAGACCAAUCUAUGUCAUCUACAAGCUCUCUCUGACUCUGAUCAGUUUAAAUGGCUGCUUUGACCCAUUGUUGUAUUACUUUGCCUCAAAGGAGUUUAGGCGGAAGAUCCAGAAAUUAUGUCCAUGCCUUCCCGUUGAUGAUGGUGACAAAACCUUAAGUAACACCAUGCAACCUCUAGCUGCUAAGGGCAAUCAGUAGUAUGGUUGAAGGUGAGGUCUCCUACUUAAGCUGAUGGAGGAGUGUGCACCAUUACCACUGUCCCUCAGAUCAGUGAUGGUGCUGAGAAUCCCCUACCUGUCCUGUCACCAAAUGGAAAGUGAGCAGGCACAAGGCACACUUUAUCAAUUGCAAGUGAUAAUGUGCAAAAUCAGAACAUUGGUCAUAUUUCUUAUGUGCUUCAGAAUCUCAUUCAAUGGUCUUUGCAUUCCUUGAAUCCUCCAUCAUCAACUUCCCAGGUGCUGGAAGGAUAACCAUUGCCUCAGAAGUAAACUGGACCAAUAGGAUAAAUACUGGGGCUACAAGAACAGCUCAGAGGCUGAGUAUCUUGCUGUGACUCACCUCCUGACACCUAAAAGCCUUUCCAACCCCUACAAGACACACAGCAAGGGUAUUAUGGAAUACUUGCCUGGUUUUCUGCAGCUCCAGAGUCACCAAAAAGCUCAACAAACAAUCUUCUGGUGGAACUCAGCGGGUCGAGCAGUCCUGAUGCAGGGUUUCGACCAGAAACGGCGACAAUUCCUUUCCUCCCACAGAUGCUGCUCAACCCGCUGAGUUCCUCCAGCAGAUUGUCUGUUGCUCUGGAUUCCAGCAUCUGCAGUCACCGAGAAGCUCAACUCUUCUCAGAGUAAAGCAACCCUCUUAUAUUGGUGCCCUUACCAUAUUCUGAAUAGUCAUUCCCUCUGCAAUGGCUGCAUCAUCUGCAAACGGCACUGCCAAUACUUCUUUAACAGCUUCUCCCAGCAAUUUCCUUCACAAAGAAUGAAGGGUGAGGGCAGCAAAUGCAAACAAAUGCCACUACCUGCAGAAAUGUCUCCAGGCUGCACACCAUACUGACCUGGAAAUAUACCAGUGGGUGUAAAUGCCUGGAGCUCCCUACACUGCAGCAGGAACACAUCGCAACAGUGGUUCAUUGAAGCAGCUCACCACCACCACCACCUCCGGGGUAAUGUGGGAUAGGCAAUAAGUAUUGACCCUUGCAGUGAAAUGCAUAACGAUGACCCACUUCAAAGAUAACCUAUUGAUGUAAAGUUCUGAGGGAUGUCCCGAGAAUGUGAAUGUUGCCCCAAGAAUGCAAGUUCUAGUUAACAGCACCUAUGGAAAGGAACAGGUUGGAAAAGACCGUGGUUGGAAAAGUUAGCUUGAUGGUAAAACUCAGGCCUAUUUAUAAAUAAAUCCUAUGAUCUAUAAUGUAGCAUGUAAAUAGGUUAUUUAGCAUGUAAAUAACAAAUGUGUAGAGUGUAACAUGUAUUGAAUCAUAUGAUGUAAAUAAUAAUCUGUUAAUGUGUUAGUUAUGUUAAUAAACUGCUUUGGUGCUCCUGGUAUCCAAAGA